CACCUGAGGCCUAACCAAAGGCUGCCGGAGAAUGUCCCCACAGUCUUUAAAACGUGGCAGACCGCAGCUAACGGCCAAACGCCUCCGGGCUAUUCACAUACCUGGAGAAAACGAUCCCCUCGCGGAGGGGAGCGCAGAGGCCAAAUCAGCUCUUGCCUUCACUUCUGAGCCACACAGCGUGUUCCUACGGCCACCGGCCAAAAUGGCGGUGCCCAGCCACCGCCUCGCGCAUGUCGUAGAGACGGAGUGCGCACGCGCGACGGAGAGCGCUGGGCGGAGCCCUGGAGGGAGGUAAGGCUAGAGGGCGAGACCUGACGUCAUUGUGCCGCGACUCCAAAGGUCCUUGGAGGAGCCGGGCUGUCCAGAGACGCUGAGUGGGAGUGGCGCCGAGCUGGAGGGGAUCCCGAAAAGCUGAGUUGCGGCAAAGCGGGUCUGCAGGCUACUGUUUUGAAAAUGACAACACCAAACAAGACACCUCCUGGUGCUGACCCUAAGCAGUUGGAAAGGACUGGAACAGUACGGGAAAUUGGGUCACAAGCUGUUUGGUCACUCUCAUCUUGCAAACCAGGAUUUGGAGUGGACCAAUUACGAGAUGACAAUCUGGAAACUUAUUGGCAAUCAGAUGGCUCCCAGCCUCAUUUAGUGAACAUCCAAUUCAGAAGAAAAACAACUGUGAAGACAUUAUGUAUUUAUGCAGACUACAAAUCUGAUGAAAGCUAUACUCCAAGCAAGAUCUCAGUCAGAGUAGGAAAUAAUUUUCACAACCUUCAAGAAAUUCGGCAACUUGAAUUGGUGGAACCAAGUGGCUGGAUUCACGUUCCCUUAACUGAUAAUCAUAAGAAGCCAACUCGCACAUUCAUGAUACAGAUUGCUGUUCUAGCCAAUCACCAAAAUGGAAGAGACACCCACAUGAGACAAAUUAAAAUAUACACACCAGUGGAAGAGAGCUCCAUUGGUAAAUUUCCUAGAUGUACAACUAUUGAUUUCAUGAUGUAUCGUUCAAUAAGGUGACCUUAAGAGAGAACAAAAGUCAUUAAACAUAUCUUUGUUUUAUCUUUUCAGUAAAUAUUAUAUCUGGUAUCUCUAUUGAAAAAAGCAUCAGUUAUUUUGCAAUUUUGUAUGCAUUGAAAAGUAUUUUAUUGUAACUUUAAUAAAUAGAUUUUGGGUCAUAUUAUCUUUAUUUUCUUUAACACAUAAUAAAACUCACAUAUUUUACAUUA
Molecule: messenger RNA, 1220 nt
Organism: Ceratotherium simum simum (southern white rhinoceros)
Lineage: Eukaryota; Metazoa; Chordata; Mammalia; Perissodactyla; Rhinocerotidae
Gene: ANAPC10
Product: anaphase promoting complex subunit 10
Biological process (GO): protein K11-linked ubiquitination; anaphase-promoting complex-dependent catabolic process
Cellular component (GO): anaphase-promoting complex
Source: RefSeq, a predicted model, not a curated record